Molecule: messenger RNA, 4237 nt
Organism: Thunnus maccoyii (southern bluefin tuna)
Lineage: Eukaryota; Metazoa; Chordata; Actinopteri; Scombriformes; Scombridae
Gene: dclre1b
Product: DNA cross-link repair 1B
Exons: 4
Coding region: 689-2521 (610 amino acids)
Biological process (GO): interstrand cross-link repair; double-strand break repair via nonhomologous end joining; protection from non-homologous end joining at telomere
Molecular function (GO): damaged DNA binding; 5'-3' DNA exonuclease activity
Source: RefSeq, a predicted model, not a curated record
UUCUUUAGUCCUCUUUGGGUUGUGGGCAGAAUUAGACAUUUGAUGACGUCACAUCGGGCUCUGGGAAACGGUGAUAGAGAUUUAUCACCAUUUUCUGCCUUUUUAUCGACAGAUUAAUCGAUACGGAGCACAAUUAAGUCAAAGGAAAAAUAGACAUGCAUUUGACCUCCCGGUGGCAGUAGUGCAGUAACGUAACACAAACACUGCAAUAAACGCGAAGAAGAAGAAAAGGAACCAGGAAGAGGCGUUGAAUAACAAAUUGAAAACAGAAAUGGCGGGUCUAUAAUGUCUAUAAUGUAAGCUGUAACAUGUAACGACUGGCCAGAUGUUUGUGAUGCCGACGGUUGGACUGAAGAUGUUCACAACGCAAAUGAAUGGCGUCGCUAAGCAACAAAUGGCGGGUUGUUGCUAACUAAAGCUAGCCACAUUAUGUUUAGCAACGUCCCCUUUAACGUUAAUGUAAGUUAGCUACACGGAGCGUCUUUUCUUUUUAUCGCCAACGUCACACUAAGUUGUCACUAAGGCAGUAUUUCGAUCUGUGUCGUGUAUGCUGGAACAAACUUAAAUUCACAUGUUAUUUCCACACUUCAGUGGGUCUAAAUAACGUUCACAUACAAAUAAAUAGCAGUAAAGUUACCGUCAGUCUGGCGCCGUUUAGCAGCUCACCUGUUGACAUCCAGUGAACACAAUGUCAGUCAACGGGAAAGUCCUCCCACACACUCCGCUGGCGGUGGACUUCUGGCAGGUGAGGAAGUGUCCUGGCACCCGGCUGUUCUUCCUGUCCCACAUGCACAGCGACCACACGGUGGGUCUGACCUCCACCUGGAGCAACAGACCCAUCUACUGCUCCCCGACCACUGCCACUCUGCUGAGACUCAAGCUGCAGGUGAAAGAACAGUGGAUCCAUCCAUUGGAAGUGGCCGAGCAACACCUGCUCCCACUGGAUGACAUCGGCAAGGAGACGCUGACAGUCACACUGAUAGAUGCCAACCACUGUCCAGGAGCUGUCAUGUUUCUCUUUGAAGGCUACUUUGGCUCUAUACUGUACACUGGUGACUUCAGAUAUUCUCCCUCGAUGCUGCGUGAGCCGUGCCUGAGGACAAACACCACUAUAGAUGUCCUGUACCUGGACAACACCAACUGUGACCCCAACCGCAGCCUACCCUCCAGACAGCGAGCCACUCAACAAAUCAAAGAGAUCAUCCGCAGCCAUCCCAACCACAAUGUUGUCAUAGGUCUGUAUGCACUCGGUAAGGAGUCCCUGCUGCUGGAGCUGGCAAUGGAGUUUAAAACCUGGAUCGAGGUGAGCUUUGAGAGAAUGGAGACCCUCAAAGCCCUUGAGCUGCCUGACGUCUUCACAACUGACCCGGGAGCCGGCCGCAUCCGAGUCGUGGCGCAGUCAGAGAUUUGUUCUGCCGCUUUGAACCAGUGGAACAAGGAACAACCCACUUUAGCCAUCUUGCCUACCAGCAGACCGCUGGUCUCCUUCCACCCCAACGUCCAUGUGGUUCCCUACUCAGACCACUCCUCUUACCAAGAGCUGGAGGAUUUUGUCUCUGCACUCAAACCUACCUCCCUGGUACCCAUCGUAGGAAAAUGCGUUCCUGGAAGCCUCACCGCCUUACUGCCCAGCAAAAAGCGCCACGAAAUCCUGGUGCCCGAGUCAGUGCGACACUACAUGUUGAGGCAGCCCGAGAGCCAGCUCAGCUCAUCAGCAUUCACCAGCCUUCGCCGCAGACAUUUUCAACCUAUUGCUCCCAAAGGGGUGGUGUUUGAGUCUCCAGUAAGGGCAUCCAUGAAGUCAUGUGAAGAAGCCUGGGAGGCGGAGUCCCUGGAGCAGGAUGCCUCUGAGGAGGAGAUGGACACAGAAAGCAGUGGAAAAGAAUCUGACUCUAUCCUUAUCGACCUCAGCAAGAAACUCACCCCAAACAAAAACAGAGGAGGGGCAGGAGACCUGUGGAGCCUCAACAUCGUCCAGACCGUCUCUGAAGAAAUGUUGAUGUCAGAGUCGGUGCCACUCAGUCAACUCACGCAGAGCAACUUUGUUCCCAUGGAGAUCCUGACAAACACCAAGGCCUGCUUGAAGCCUGUCAGGACCACAAGUGAAGCCAAAACAAUCAAUGAGACAGCAUCGAGUGAAAAUUACAAUCAGCAAAGCAGACGUGGAAAUGUUCAGCGCAACCACGUAUUGUCAGAUGGUGACGGGAGUCAGCACGGCAGACAUGGAAUUGAUCAGGACGAUGACAUCAUGUUAAAUGACAAUAACGUGAGUCAGCACAGUGUGACAUUACUGCAGAACAGCUCUGAUAACUGUUCCUGCAUUUCAUCAAGCUACUUGUCAGAAGUGCAGCACAAGUAUGUAGAGGAGAUUGAGAACAGUAUCCUAAAGUUUCUCCCUUUCACAGAGGAGGACCUGAAGACAUGGGGCCUCCUGCAGCAGAGCUUCCUACAACAGUUUCCUCUCUCUCCUUUACAUGACGCAGAAAAGAGGUUGUCCUCUCAGACAGAUAAUGUGACCUGAUCGUCAGGUUUUUGCCUUUCUUUAGAGGCCUUUUUGUUUCAUGUCUGUUUGUGUGUGUAUUUUAACAGAAGCACUUUAAAACUGUCACACUAUGUCUUUUGCUUUUUCCUUGGUACUGUCCUAAUUUAUAUAAUUUUCCUUAUGGUGCGUCUAUUUUGUGUGGUUGGCAGUAACCUGGAGUUUAGAAAAACAGGUGUGUGAUGAAAAAGUUUGUCCUUGGACUGGACCAGAAAGUCACUGACCAAACUUUGCACUCACCUUUCAUCACGGCAGUCUUGGCCUCCUGGAUGUUGUAAUUCUUUGUAAUUCUUUCUGUGGUCAAAGUCAUUUGUUUGUGGUGGAAAAAAAUAAUCACUGAUUUAUGGAGCGGUAUAUAAAUUACACACCAUGGAUGGGGCUGAAGCACAGCUUACAGUCAACUGUAAUUGAUAUUUGCAGAGUCAUGUUUUUACAAUAUAGAUAAGUAAGCUAAUUACUGUACUGUUUUUGCCUUGAUAGCCAGCUGUCUCAAAACACUGGUCGCUUUUUCGUCCUUCAUUUUUUGAGCAAGUCAAAGUGAGAGUCAGGGGAUUUGAAAUGUGUUGAAACUCCAGAGGAUGGAGGAGUUUUUGCUGUAAAGUGAGCUGAAAGCCAAAAUCUCAGUGCAGUUGGAGCCUAAAAGCUGAAAUAAAGUGAUAAAAUUUGCCAUAUUCCAGAUGAGCCUUUUUCACUCAAACUUUCCUUUUUUCUGCUGUGUGUCAGUCGUGGCCUUUUUAUUUUUAAAGUCUCACAUUGCUGUCAGUUGGUUCCCAUUAAAAAUGUAUUGUGGUUUUGGUGGCAGUUCUGAGUCAAGUGAAAGUUGCAACACUGGUAUUUUAUAAUGGAAAAGUAUACUUCCUGUGAUGAGUUUUUUCUUUUUUGAGAGUUUGGAGAAGAUGAUGUGCAAUUUAAGUAUUUUUUCCCAGAUGUUCUCUAGCAGCUGCAAUAGUGUUUUUUCUUUGUUAGUCUGAAGACAAAUGUGUUUGAAACACUGCUCAGUAGCACCAAAACACUCUCAGACCAACAUUUUAUUUCUUAGUAAUUGGUCUUAUUGGGGGAAAAAACUACUUGUGUUAAAUCACAUGCAUGUGUACUGAAUAGCACUAUUACAGUUUAAUGUGAGUUCCAUAAAGUUGUUUAACCACAUUUGCCAACUUUAAAAAGUAGCUGCUGUUAUGUUUUUUCCAUGUUUGGAUCAGAGUUGACGUAAACCAGCUGCGUGCAGCUCAGCUGCCCUCAGUGGGAAGUUAACAGAUCACUCUGGCAGUUUUAAUCCUACGCGUUGGACUACAGUCCUCUGUGAACCUUGUAGGAGAGCUGUAAACUUUGUGAAACCACACUUUGCCUUUUUGUUUGGUGAAAAAAAAUUCUUUUGGCUAUGGGUCAUUCAGACUAAAAGAAAGAUGAAAGACCAUUUUCCCAUUCAAGUCAGUGGGAAAGUGGUCUCAAGUCUUUUGGACCCCAUUGUACAUAUUCAAAUGUAAUUUACAUACCACCUUGUCUGUGAAGUUAUUUAGGGUAUGAAAAGGUAAACCUGUGUUUACUGUAUUUAUGUCUGUCUUUCACAUUUAUGAACAAAGCAGCAUUGUUUGUUUGGUGAAGGAAAAUUCAAUGAGUGUUUGUGAAGAAAAAAAGAAUUCAAACUGUUGUACAUGUAACUGUUAUUUGUAUGUUGAAUAAAGACUUCAUAUGUGUUAA